Messenger RNA from Elephantulus edwardii (Cape elephant shrew), 1275 nucleotides. RefSeq names its product ubiquitin protein ligase E3 component n-recognin 7 (putative) (gene UBR7). The transcript is spliced from 11 exons. The coding region runs from base 1 to 1275 and encodes 424 amino acids. Gene Ontology annotation, molecular function: ubiquitin protein ligase activity; zinc ion binding. Gene Ontology annotation, cellular component: cytoplasm. The record is from RefSeq and is a predicted model, not a curated record. Lineage: Eukaryota; Metazoa; Chordata; Mammalia; Macroscelidea; Macroscelididae.
AUGGCCGGGGCGGAGGACUCUGCUGAGCGGCAGUCAGAGCUGGAGCCCGUGGUGUCGUUGGUGGAUGUGCUGGAGGAAGACGAGGAGCUGGAGAAUGAGGCGUGCGCAGUGCUGGGCGGCAGCGACUCCGAGAAGUGUUCUUACUCGCAGGGCUCGGUAAAGAGACAAGCGCUGUAUGCCUGCAGUACCUGCACCCCAGAGGGAGAAGAACCCGCAGGAAUUUGCCUGGCCUGCAGUUAUGAAUGCCAUGGGAACCAUAAACUGUUUGAACUCUAUACAAAAAGAAAUUUUCGUUGUGAUUGUGGAAACAGCAAGUUUAAAAAUCUGGAAUGCAAAUUAUUUCCUGAUAAAGCAAAGGUGAACUCAUGCAAUAAGUACAAUGACAAUUUUUUUGGAUUAUAUUGCAUCUGCAAGAGACCUUAUCCUGAUCCUGAAGAUGAGGUUCCUGACGAGAUGAUCCAGUGCGUGGUCUGUGAAGACUGGUUCCACGGAAGGCAUCUUGGUGCCACACCCCCUGAGAGUGGGGAUUUCCAGGAGAUGGUGUGCCAGGCAUGCAUGAAGCGGUGCUCCUUCCUGUGGGCCUACGCGGCACAGCUGGCAGUGUCCAAAGGAUCUGCCGAGGAUGAGGCACUGGUGUUGAGUGUCGAUGGGAAAGGUGAUCAGGAAGUUAUUAAAACUGAAAAUGGACCUCAGCAAGAUAGUGUCCCCAAAGAGGACGUCCCGGGAGGUGUGAACGGUGCUGUCCAGAGUGUGAAGGCCGAGCCCAGCAGCGAGCCGGCUGCCUGCUCCAGUUUGGGGUCUGGUCUCCAGACAGCGUUGAAUCAAAGUCUGAACACCGAAGGCCAGUUGAGCUGCAAACUUGAGGCACUCCAGGCAAAGCAGUUCAUGAGGAAGGACAGUGCCACCUACUGGCCCGCCAACUGGCGCAGCAAGCUGUGUACCUGCAGAGGCUGCAUGGAGAUGUAUAGAGAUCUAGAUGUGCUGUUCCUGACGGACGAGUGUGACACCGUUUUGGCUUAUGAAAACAAAGGCAAGAUUGACCAGGCCACUGACAGUCGAGACCCCUUGAUGGACACCCUGAACAGCAUGAACAGGGUCCAGCAGGUGGAAUUGAUAUGUGAAUACAAUGACUUGAAGACCGAACUUAAAGACUAUCUCAAGAGAUUUGCUGAUGAAGGCACGGUGGUUAAGAGAGAAGACAUCCAGCAGUUCUUUGAAGAAUUUCAGUCAAAAAAGAGAAGAAGGGUGGAUGGCAUGCAGUACUAUUGCAGCUAA